Messenger RNA from Eruca vesicaria subsp. sativa (arugula), 1260 nucleotides. Lineage: Eukaryota; Viridiplantae; Streptophyta; Magnoliopsida; Brassicales; Brassicaceae. The record is from the annotation of a GenBank genome assembly.
AUGGGUGGCGCAAGAAGUUUGGUUGCCAAGGCAAAUCAUAGUAAUGUAGGCCCAUUAAUUUUAAUGGCCUUGGUGUUUGGUUCUUGCGUAGCUAAUGGUGAAUAUGUCGGUGGCCGCCGUGGCCUUGCCGGUACUGCCGGUACGGUCUUCGAUAUUACUAAAUUUGGAGCAGUGGGAAAUGGUGCCACCAAUUCUUUUAAGGCAUUUUUAAACACAUGGAUCCAAGUAUGUGCCAGUCCUGUACCAGCAACGCUACUAGUCCCUAAAGGAGAGUUCUUGACUGGUCCAGUAAUUUUUGCUGGUCCAUGCAAGAGCAAAGUGACCGUCGAAGUUCAAGGCACAAUCACCGCUCCACCAAGCGGAUACGCAACCCCUGAAUGGUUCUUAUUUGAACAUGUCGACAAUGUUCUUCUCACCGGACCCGGCACAUUCCACGGCAAAGGUGAAGCCGUAUGGAAAGCAGAUGGCUGUGGAAAAAAGAUCGACUGCAAUCUUCCUCCAACGUCUCUAAAAUUCAGAAACAUCUUAAAUCUUGAAAUUUCCGGCAUUAGCUCGGUCAAUGCAAAGGCCUUCCACAUGUUCUUGGUGAAAACUACGAAUGUUAACGUCCACAACAUCAAAAUUAUUGCCCCUGCUGAAAGUCCCAACACGGAUGGUAUCCAUUUGAGCAAUGCGGACAAUGUUCGCAUCGUUGACAGUACAAUAGGGACAGGAGACGAUUGUGUCUCUGUAGGUCGUGGUUCCAACAAUGUAACGGUGGAACGCGUGGUUUGUGGCCCAGGACACGGCCUAAGUGUUGGUAGUCUCGGUAAGUAUCCGAACGAGGAGGAUGUUAGCGGGAUUCACUUUAAGAGCUGCACGAUGAAAGGUACCGACAAUGGUCUUAGAAUCAAGAGUUGGGGUGGUUCGUCUCCAAGCAAGGCUACAGACAUUCAUUUUGAAGAUAUUAUAAUGGAAAAUGUGAAGAACCCAAUCAUCAUUGACCAAAACUACGGCUCAAGAGGCGGAGAAUCAAACGUUGCGAUAAGCGAUGUGUUGUUCAAGAACGUAAGAGGAACAACAAUAACAAAAGAUGAAGUUCAAAUAAUGUGCAGCAAAACAGUACCGUGCAAAGGAGUGAACAUCGUUGACAUAAACUUGAACUUCGUAGGUAACAAAGGAGGACGUCCCUCGUCGUCGGGAGGCUUGGUGGGAGCUCUUUGUAACAACGCCAACAUUAUCUUCGGUGGAAAACUUAGUUUCCCAAUGUGUCCCAAAUAA